This is a messenger RNA of [Candida] anglica, 638 nucleotides long. Lineage: Eukaryota; Fungi; Ascomycota; Pichiomycetes; Serinales; Debaryomycetaceae. The record is from the annotation of a GenBank genome assembly.
CACACUAGCCAGCAUAGAAAUUAUUAAGGAAUAGUAAAAAGAUUUAACAAUUUUUUUAAAUUUCUUUUCAACAAUUUACAUCUCUUUGCCAUACAAACAUGCAUCUUUCAACAUCCAUGCUAGCAGACACCACCGUCGAAGUCUUUGCUAGAUCAUUUUCUUCAGACGUUACUACAACUGCACAAUCUUUCAAGAGCUGGGAUACAUGUCAGCAGAACAAAACAUGUAAAAUCAUAUCGAUUGUUGGAAUAGCCAUUGCUGCCUUUGUGGUAUUAUGGUUCCUUUUCGCCAUCAUGUCUUGUAUUUGUAUGGGAAAACAAUUAUUAGAGGCAUGCUGUUGUUGUUGUUGUAGAUCAGCCAACUCGAAAACCGUCUAUGUCGAUAAUCAGAGUCCUUAUAAUAAUCCAAACAUGUAUCAACCAACUCCAGCUCCGCAUUUCUACCAGGCUCCCGCACCAGCUGCCCCUGCCCAUUUUGCAAAUCAAAACUAUCAAGGUUACCAGCCAGUGCACAGAGAGAUCAACGAUGAGAAUCCAUUCUCAGAUAGUAAGGCUGAGAAAUACUAGAUCUACGAUCAUUUAUGACAUUUUAUGGGAUAUAUAUAUACGUUUACUUUAUACAUAUUGGGUAUUAUUUUU